AUGAGCAUUUAUUCUAUAGAGGCUAGGAUUUUUAAGAACUGACUUAGGAAUUUGAAUGAUAAGUUGUUUUUAGAGGGACAGGCGAGGGUGAGGAGGCUGGUUGGAAGGAGGUAUUUUAGGAAGUUGUGGAGGGUGGAGGUGGAGGAGAAGGAGAGGCUGGGGAAUGUGGAGUUUGGGAGGAUGGAGAUUGAGUUUAGCUGGUGCAGAGCUGGUUUAGGUGGUAGAAAUAAUAGGAGGAAAGAAGAGAGGCGGAUUCUUAAGUGUCAGUUUCUUUAUGUAGAGAACAGAUGGUCAUUGGAGACGAAAUUGCCAAUAUUAAAGCCCAGAAAGUUUAUUUUUCCAGUUGUAACGUUCUUUGCAAUGAUUUAUAAAUUUGUAAUUCCUUCAAAGAGUCUGAUGCGAAUCAUGCUGAACUUUUCCUGAUGAAAGGAGAUUGACUUCAAGGAAUGAAUUUUUGAAUGAAAAGCUUUUCGUUUUGAAAGCAAUACAGAUUACCAAAUAAAAACUCUAGGAUUCAAUACUUGCAGAGAAAUCAGCACUCACAACUUCAGUGAAGCAGGAAGAUUAUUUGGACCGAUAUUCAAAGCAAUCUCUGAGUGUAGGCUGAAACAAUCCCUUAAAAAGAUCACAGCUUAUUGCUGUGGCUUAAAGAAGAAAUAUCUGACGAAAGCUAAAGCAAAGUAUGGGUUUAAGCAUAUAGAUAUACUACCUUAG
This is a messenger RNA of Moneuplotes crassus, 714 nucleotides long. The record is from the annotation of a GenBank genome assembly. Lineage: Eukaryota; Ciliophora; Spirotrichea; Euplotida; Euplotidae.